Messenger RNA from Orbicella faveolata, 1906 nucleotides. RefSeq lists its product as uncharacterized. NCBI's taxonomy places the organism in Eukaryota, Metazoa, Cnidaria, Anthozoa, Scleractinia, Merulinidae. The record is from RefSeq and is a predicted model, not a curated record.
UCUAAUUUGAUAAAAAGUUCAAAUUUCCAGGUAAAUAAAUCAUCUCCAAUUCCUACACUGACAAAAUGACUGCAAAUGAAAAUGGCUCAAUUUGUGGGUUGCCUGGUUGGAUUGGUAUCGCAAGGAACGACACGGUCGGCUACAUCAACGACGCUAUUCUUGCUGUUGUCAAUGGACCCUCCGCCACUUUUGCAUUCCUUAGUAAUCUGGCCAUUAUUGUCGCUGUCGCUAAGAACCCCUCGUUACAGAGGCCAAGUAACAUUCUACUGUGCAGCCUGGCCUCCGCAGAUUGCCUCACAGGAAUCACUGCUCAGCCCAUGUUUGUCGUGUGGCGGUUUUUCCUUCAAAGAGCUCAGCAGUCGUGUUCACACCAAGUCUUGAUAUUUGACGUAUAUUACACUUUGAAUCUGUUUACAACCGGGCUGUCAUUUACCAUUUUUAUGAUCAUCAGUUUUGAUCGCCAUCAUGCUUUGUCAAAACCUUUGAUAUAUCGCACAAAUGCGACAAAACGAGGUGAGUUUCUAGAUGUGCAUGUUGUGCCCAUAAUUGUAAGAUUUAUCUUUACUUAUGAUAACGAUGUUCAGUUAAGUUUUCUCCAAUAUGAUAGGAAAGGUCUUGAGUUAUAUCACACAGCAAUCGCAGACUACGUUGUAAGCGUUCCAAUAAGAAUGAAAGAUGCGUUGAGAACUGUCCUUAUCGCCAGUGCUAUUUGGCUCCUGCUUAUCAUCUCCAUACAUUUUAUUUUGCCACCAAUAGCUGGGUACGUUGCUGUAAUUAUUUGUGGCGUGUCGUUUCUUGUGAUUCCAAUUGUCAAUCACAUCAGAAUGCUGUUCGCCAUUCGCCAUCACAACAAUCAGCUGGGCGAUGCUGUGGCUGCACAUCAAAUGUCAGCGCAUGGCAACAUCAUUUUUUUUUCCACAGAUGCGAUGAGAACUGUCCUUAUCGCCAGUGCUAUUUGGCUCCUGCUUAUCAUCUCCAUUUGUUUUAUUUUGUCACCAAUGGCUGGGUACAUUGCUAUGAUUAUUUGUGGCCUGUUGGUUCUUGUGAUCCCAGUUGUCAAUCACAUCAGAAUGCUGUUCGCCAUUCGCCAUCACAACAAUCAGCUGGGUGAUGCAGUGCCUGCACAUCGAAUGUCAGUGGUAAUGCGGCGAGAGAAGCAAGUUGCCGUCAACAUGUGUGUUGUCGCCAUCAUCCUUCCGGCUUCCCUGAUGCCAGGCUUUUUAAUGAAGUUUUUUGAACUUCGAUAUCCUCGAGUGCACGCUAUUGUACUACCUUGGUCUAUAACCGUAGCACUUCUGACGUCAUCUAUUAAUCCCGUGUUUUAUCUUGUCCGGAAUCCAAAUCUUAGAAGUGCAGUGAAGUCUAUAAUUAACAUAUGAUUAUUGGAAUUUUUUAGAAUACGUUUACAUUUCAAGGUUUACUUUGCAAUUUAAUAACCCAAACCUACCUUCGCCCCUAAUCGCUCCUCUGGGACAAAAGCACUACCCUCACUUCCAUAAAAACCUUGUCACAUCUAAUAGGCCCAAAGGUUUCGAGAACGGACGAAACUUACGCUCUUAUACAAGAACACCUGGAGUUUUCCGGGACUUCUCUAAAGAAUUAAAUAGCAUUAUGCAAAGUUUUCUAAAUUCGAAUAUUACAUGAGAAAUAGAACAAAGACGAUAAGCCGUAAUAUUUGCGAAGGGCUGGAAUAAAGUACAUGUACAUGCUUCGAAUCCCCCGCGUGUGAUUUCCAAAAUGUUGCGUAAAUCUGUGAUUUUUUGAAUGAUAUAGCACAAUACAAUGUUGUACCUUUUUCACGAGUGAUUACAACCGUGACUGGUUUACUUCUGCACAUCUGGUUUUGAAAGCUUUGCAGUUACAGUAAACUAACGAUAAAAUUUUGAAAACUGACUUGGUUCCUUAU